This is a messenger RNA of Fukomys damarensis (Damara mole-rat), 2176 nucleotides long. Its product is annotated as zinc finger protein 83-like. NCBI's taxonomy places the organism in Eukaryota, Metazoa, Chordata, Mammalia, Rodentia, Bathyergidae. The coding region runs from base 63 to 2099 and encodes 678 amino acids. The record is from RefSeq and is a predicted model, not a curated record. The transcript has 4 exons. Gene Ontology annotation, cellular component: nucleus. Gene Ontology annotation, biological process: regulation of transcription by RNA polymerase II. Gene Ontology annotation, molecular function: DNA-binding transcription activator activity, RNA polymerase II-specific; RNA polymerase II cis-regulatory region sequence-specific DNA binding.
AAAAACUCAUGUUACAAGAGGAAGAAGCCUAGAGGAGGAAGAGGAAAGAAAAGGAGUCAAGAAUGGCUGUUAUUCAGGAUCUGUUGACAUUCAGGGACGUGGCCGUAGAGUUCUCCUGGGAGGAGUGGAAAUGCCUGAACCCUGCUCAGAGGACUUUAUACAGGGACGUGAUGUUGGAGAACUACAGGAACCUGGUCUCCCUGGGAAUCUCUUCUCUUGACCUGAGUGUUGUCUCCGUGUUGGAGCGAGGAGAGCCCUGGAGUGUGGAUGGCCAGGUGAAAGUAUCUGGAAAGCCAAAUCGGUGGCAGUGUGUCCAAGGUGUGACCACAGAUAAGUCUCCUAAAUGUUUCACCAAGGAACUUUUACCAAAAAGGAAGAGUGAUACAGGAGAAAUGUUACACACAGUAACAUUGAAUAGACAUAAAAUCCAUGAGCUUCAAGAUGUGUGCAUCAAAGAAAUCCAGACAAAUAUACAUGACUUUGAGUGCCAUUACAGAAAGGGUGGAAGACUUGACACAGGAUUCUGUGUGAAUCACAAGGAAAAUCUCACUGACAGAAGAGAUGAACAUGGUAGAAGAACUGCAAGAAAGAAACAUAUUAAAAAUUGGCCUAGAUUAAGCUUUCAAACACAUCAGCCUAAACGGCCAUUUGACAGAGAAAAGAACUUCAGUGAUUGGAAUUACACUGAGAAGUCUAACAACAGUGAUUCCUCAGUUUCAUCCAACCAAAGAAAUCCUUUGAUUGUCAAAAAAAAUAUUUCUCAUGAAUAUGAAAAUGAUUUUCUUCGUUCUUCAUAUUUCACACAAGAACAGGUGAUGCACAUUAGUACAAAGCUUUACAAAUGGAAUGAGUGUGACAAGUCUUUUAACCAAGGCUCACAGUUCACUAGGCAUCAGAUAGUCCAUGCUGAAGAGAAACAAUUUCUAUGUGAUAUAUGUGGCAAGGUUUUCAAUCAGAAAUCAAACCUCAGAAGUCAUCAGAGAAUGCAUACUGGAGAAAAGCCUUUCAAAUGUAAUGAAUGUGGCAAUUUUUUCAGGUAUAGGUCAUCCCUCUCAAAGCAUCAGAAAAUCCAUACUGGAGAGAAGCCUUACAAAUGUAAUGAAUGUGGUAAAGUGUUCAGUUGUAAUUCAUACCUUGCAGUACAUCUGAUAAUUCACACAGGGGAGAAACCUUUCAAAUGUAAUGAAUGUGGCAAGUUGUUCAGUAGAAAUUCUGACCUAGCAUACCACUGUAAGAUUCACAGUGGAGAAAAACCUUACAAGUGUACUCAAUGUGGAAAGGUCUUCAGACACAAGUCAUACCUUGCAUGCCAUCAGAGAAUCCACACAGGAGAGAAACCUUACAAAUGUAAUGAAUGUGGCCAAGUAUUCAGUCUAAACUCGUCUCUGACACAUCAUCGGAGAAUUCAUAUUAGAGAGAGAUCUUACAAAUGUAAGGAAUGUGGCAGGGUCUUCAGUCACAAGUCAUACCUAGCAAAUCAUCAGAGAAUCCAUACUGGAGAGAAACCUUACAAAUGUAAUGAAUGUGGCAAUGUUUUUUGUCGUAAGUCAUCCCUAGCAAAGCAUCAAAGAAUCCAUACUGGAGAGAAGCCUUACAAAUGCAAUGAGUGUGGUAAAGUGUUCAGUUGUAAUUCGUACCUUGCAGAACAUCUGAUAAUUCAUGCUAGAGAGAAACCAUUCAAAUGUAAUGAAUGUGACAAGGUGUUCAGUCGCAAUUCCCGCCUUGUAUGUCAUCUUAGGAUUCAUACUGGAGAGAAACCUUACAAAUGCAAUGAAUGUGGAAAGGUCUUUAGACAAAAGUCAUACCUUGAAUGUCAUAGAAGAAGUCAUACAGGAGAGAAACCGUACAAAUGCAAUGAUUGUGGCAAAGUGUUCCGUCUGAAUUCGUCUCUAGCACAUCAUCGGAGAAUUCAUACUGGAGAGGGACCUUACAAAUGUAAUGAAUGUGGCAAGGUCUUCAGUCGCAAGUCAUACCUAGCAAAGCAUCACAGAGUUCAUACUGGAGAGAAACCAUAUAAAUGUAAUGAAUGUGGCAAUGUUUUCUGUCGUAAGUCAUCCCUAACCAAGCAUCAAAGAAUCCAUACUGGAGAGAAAUCUUAAAAUGUAAUGAAUGUGGAAAAAUUGCCAUCAGGUUUCACACCUUGCACAACAUCAAACCAUUCAAAUGGAGAGAAGCC